This is a messenger RNA of Alosa sapidissima (American shad), 1496 nucleotides long. RefSeq lists its product as uncharacterized. The transcript is spliced from 2 exons. NCBI's taxonomy places the organism in Eukaryota, Metazoa, Chordata, Actinopteri, Clupeiformes, Clupeidae. The record is from RefSeq and is a predicted model, not a curated record. Bases 225 to 827 code for a protein of 200 amino acids.
CAAGAGGCAACAUGUCUGGCAGACCGCUAAAGCUCGGAAAUGUGGUACAUCCCUGAAAAGUCCAGAAGUGAUAGUAGGGUAUAAACUAUGUUCUUAUCAUUCAUUUACAAACACAGCUGGUUGUUCAUCCAUUGAAAUUGCAGCUGGGUCAGCUGUGUCUCUACACGGAGGACGUGGAACUGGGUACUGAAGCGUAUAGAAAGAACAAGCCUCACCAUCUGAAUAUGGUGUGGCCUGUGAACCAACGGAUGAUUGAUACCAUCAAAGCUUACGUCCUGCCAAUUGUGGAUGUGGUGACGCAGCGACGUCUUAAAGAUGACUGUCAGGGAUGUGCCAUACAACACCCUAGUCAGAGGCGUCAUGAAUGUCUGCAGGACCCCCCUCUUUAUCACUUCUACAACAAUUUCGAAGACCUGGUCAUGAAGCUGUGGACCCCCUCCUUCCUGUCUAAUCUGAUGUGUCAACUAGGGAAGCGGGGCAUGAAACCUCACGAGUCCAGAGUAUGCGGUAUGGCCGAAUGUAUUCUCAAUGAGCUAAAGGAGGCGCCGCAUAUUGCUGAAAGGAUCUUCGAAGAGCUGGAGACUCUGGGUAAAACCGUUCCUGACAUCGAAGAGCUAGGUUGCACCGCUGUGCGUAUCUGGACUGUGGCCAGAGAAAGGGUUCUGAAGCACGACGAAAAUGUUGCUCAGUAUUGCAAACUCCACAGUGCAGAGGUUUCGGAUAAAGAAAAUUCACCACCUGUUCUGGAAAUUGUGCAUGAGGAGGAGGUGGAGGUGGAGGAGGGGGAGAUCUCCACCCAGGACGUUGUUGGUACCCUGGAGUAUUAAACAUGUGUUACUGUCUUCCAUUUUACACUUGGCUUUUAGCCAGCUCGCUGUGGGACGUUUAAUUCGCCUAUUGAAAAUGUUUUUAGCCCAGGAAACGAAUGACAGCGCAGUGUACUCUGCCGGUCACUGUUCUGAGUCAGACUCGGCUAAUGUGAAGCGUCUCAGGCUUUUGCUGGCCGAAACGAGACAUCACUUGGAGUCAGAAAAGUGGAGGGGGCAUGUGUCAAAUAUGGCGGAGAGGCAGGGUGUUGUUUUGGAGAGAGCCUUUGAUGAAUUACUGGACCAUUUAACCAAUUUCAACCAAGGGCAUCUGUUGUGUUUAUAUGUCUUAAUUGUAGAUGUGACCCGGGCCCAAUUAAAAUCAGGGGGUGCUACCUCUGAUGAUGUGGAUAAACGGCUUGAGCAUAUUCAUGCCUAUCUGAUUAAGAACCAUGGGGCCCAAGGUUUAUUUAUACAAUUACCUGGUUCUUUAAUGUUUUGGUUCUAGCUGCUGCUUUUUAAAAUGAUUACGUUUUCAGUUUUUACUCUUUAACUACUAUUAAAUGACUAUGUUUUAAAACCACAUAGGCUAUAUGCUUGUAUCUAUACUUAAAUGUUUUAAUAUUCUGGCUUAUAGCCUAUACAGUAAAUAUUGUAUAUGUAAUGUGUAUAUAACCCUGUAUCUUUUUU